Messenger RNA from Diversispora eburnea, 627 nucleotides. The record is from the annotation of a GenBank genome assembly. Lineage: Eukaryota; Fungi; Glomeromycota; Glomeromycetes; Diversisporales; Diversisporaceae.
AUGACAUUUCGGAUUAACCAGUUCGCGUUAUUUUUGUUAAUAUUUGGUAAUUUAUUUUAUCUGACAACUGUAUUCGCAGGAAAAGGACCAGUUAUUACAAAUAAAGUUUAUUUCGAUAUUAAACAUGGUGAUGAGAGUUUAGGUCGUAUAGUUAUGGGGUUAUAUGGCAAGACAGUUCCAAAAACAGCUGAAAAUUUUCGUGCAUUAUCAACUGGUGAAAAAGGUUUUGGAUAUAAAGGUUCAAAAUUCCAUCGUGUGAUCAAAGAUUUCAUGAUUCAAGGUGGAGAUUUUACAAAAGGUGAUGGUACAGGAGGACUAUCUAUUUAUGGAGAAAAAUUCCCUGAUGAAAAUUUUAAACUUCGUCAUACUGGUCCUGGUGUUUUAAGUAUGGCAAAUGCUGGACCUGAUACUAAUGGUUCUCAAUUCUUUAUUUGUACCGUCAAAACUCAAUGGCUCGAUGGUCGUCAUGUGGUAUUCGGAUAUGUUUUAGAAGGAAUGGACGUAGUUCAUAAAAUUGAAAAAGUUAAAAAAGAUUCCGGUGAUCGACCAACAAUUGAUGUUAUAAUUGAAGAUUGUGGUGAAAUUCCAAUUGAAGAUAAAGAAAAACCUAUUAGAGCUGAACUAUAA